AGUUUCUCAGGACAUGGAAUUGGUACAUGUAGAUCUACGUGCAUAGAAAGUAUUAUUAGUAGAUAGCUGGACGUAGUAAUUAUUGGUUUUGAAGAGAUGUUUGUCCUACACCCAGAUAGUAGUUAGCAGGACAGAAUUGGCGUUCAAUUGUUGCUGUUGCCUUCGCGUCUACUUUCGUUGAAAUUUUUCGUGAAAGCACCUGUGGGUCCUUUACUUCUUCUGUAUCUUGAAGCUCACAUGUGUAAUGGCGAUGGAGAGUGUGUCAGGUGGACAGUUUGAUGACUGCGACAUCAUCAGAAAUGGUGACACGGUCAUUAUUCAACUCGAAAGCAAGAAGCAACAAGCACUGACGGUACGCGAUGGCGAAGUCCUUCAGACGACGUUCGGAGCUCUGCCGCACAACUCGUUGAUUGGCCGGCCGUAUGGCUGCAAGGUUCUGACCAUGAACGCGCGUGGCUACGUACACGCGUUACGCUUGACACCGGAACUCUGGACUAUCAACUUGACACAUCGCACACAAGUACUGUACGCACAUGACAUCAGCUUUAUCAUCACUAUGCUUCAGCUACAACCGGGGAAGGUGGUCUUCGAAUCAGGUACGGGUAGUGGUUCCUUGUCUCAUGCACUGAUCCGUGCGGUCAAGCCAACUGGUCAUCUCUUUACGUACGAGUUCCACAAGAAGCGUGCGGAGGAGGCAAGGAAAGAGUUUGAUAAUCACGGUAUCGGUGAGCAUGUCACCGUGACUUUCAACGAUGUGCUGAAGAAUGGCUACUUCCUGGAGAAUGUGGCUGAUGCAGUGGUGCUGGAUCUUCCCAUGUCUGAGAAGGCCAUUGUCCAUGCUCGCAAAGUCCUAAAGAAUGAGUGCGGCAGACUUUGCUCAUUCUCGCCUUGCAUUGAGCAGACCCAGCAGACGUGUGCUGCUCUGCAUUCCCAAGGUUUUCAUGAUAUCCAGACGUUCGAAUGCCUGUCCCGUGACCUGCAGCCUACAACGGUCUACUUGGCAGAGCCUAACUUCACGUGUUGCCGUCGUCUUGUCACUCGCUUGCCAGGAGAGAGGGCCACUGCCGGAGAUAGUAGCAGUGCUCAGAGUACAGAAGAUAGUGCUGCUCGUGGCCAGGUGGCCAUUGACAGUGAAGGCACAAGCAGAGCGUCAGCAUCUCAAUCCACACCCAGCACGGUGACCGUAGACGCAUCCGAGAACAGUACCAGUCAGAGCACUGCGUCGGCACAGUCAUCAUCUGCAUCCGAGAACAGUACCAGUCAGAGCACUGCGUCGGUACAGUCAUCAUCUGCAUGUUCCACUGACUUGGACUCUGGCACGCGGCAAGGCAAGCGAGGUCACGAGGAGGACCUGAUACCCGUGGCGAAGAGACCGGCUACAGGUGUCAGGUCGUCAUCUUCAGUGCAGCAGGUAGAUAGCACCAGUGAACCAGUGAGCCAUACAGUGGCAGGAGAGAAGGCUGCUGCUGGUGGUCAAGACUGUGCUACGUCAACGGUUACAGCGGAUGAUCCCCCGACUGCAGCAUCAUCCACCUUAGAGCUGACUACUACGCCAGCAGCAAGCAAGCCAGUGGCAAGCAGUGGUGGGGAGUCAGCAGGUAGCAAGCUCGGAGAAGGUCGUCUGCUUGCGUUGGAGUUGACGAAACUGAAGAUCAUGGACAACUCAAAACCGUCGUCAUUGUCAUCCAAUUCAAACGGUCAGAAUGAUGCUGGUCGAGGCCGAGGUCGGGGAAGGGGUCGCGGUGGCCAGGGCCGUGAUGGCGGCGGCCGGCAGAGCAGUACCACUCGCAGUCCUGGACUGGAACAGCAAUCCAAGAAAGAUUCAGCAGGCAACCAGCCAGAAGACUCUACCCCUUCUUCGAGCAUGGCAUCUAGUAGUGCCAGCAACGGGAAUGGGAAUGCUGGCGUUGCGAAUGCGGGGCCCAACAUGGCAGCAGUAUGCAGGACUGCGCUGUCUGCAGGUCGUGUUCCAGGCCAUACUGGGUACCUGACCUUUGCUACUCUCAGGAAGAGCCAGAUCCAGUGAUGGUCUCACCCAGCUGGAUGUGUGUGUGUGUGUGUGUGUGUGUGUGUGUGUGUGUGUGUGUGUGUGUGUGUGUGUGUGUGUGUGUGUGUGUGUGUGUGUGUGUGUGUGUUGCAAGCACUCACUUGUUUGAGUACGCCACCGGUACAUUGGUGAUGCACUCAUCCAUCCUCUCAUGGCUCAUGUUGAGCUUGCACAGCUGUUCAAGGAUUGGCAGGAGAGGAAGGCUCAUCCUAGUCCAUGUGCCUGCGCAAAAGGGAUGUCUGUAUUAAUCUGACACCGUCACUACUCUCGGCUACUGCCACCGUCGGCUACUGCUGCUGCGUCUGCUGGAGGACACGUUUACGUCAAGACGGCAGCCACUGGCAUGUGCCCCGCAAACACUCAGCCAGUAUCUUGCCAGCAUGGUUUGCCUGUGUGAAUGCGUGCCUGCGCGGCGCAGGCAUGCGCGUGCACCUGCGUUGAAGUGAGUACGCACUAGUCUGCUGCAAUCUGACCUGCUCCGUCGUGCAGCUCCCUCGUUCGAGAAUCGGGAAGAAAGUCGUUUGCCCGAGCAUCAUCAAGCCAUCAGAUCUUUUCCUGCGCUGGCUUCUACUUGGUGUUGAACUGGUGUUGAUAUUGAGCAGCUACAUGUAUUUCUCCUACAAGUACCGGUACAUACGAAUCUGUGCUGGGAUCAAUUAUUGAUAUUUUGAUAGAGAAAAAAAGAAGUCCAUGACAGCCCGGCGUUGCAGCUCUGGGGCGUGGUCACUGACCGCUGA
Molecule: messenger RNA, 2784 nt
Organism: Sycon ciliatum
Lineage: Eukaryota; Metazoa; Porifera; Calcarea; Leucosolenida; Sycettidae
Exons: 11
Coding region: 245-2026 (593 amino acids)
Biological process (GO): tRNA methylation
Cellular component (GO): nucleus; tRNA (m1A) methyltransferase complex
Molecular function (GO): tRNA (adenine(58)-N1)-methyltransferase activity
Source: RefSeq, a predicted model, not a curated record